AUGAUGGCUAAGAAGCCCCCAAAACCAGCCCCUCGCAGGAUCUUCCAGGAAAGGUUGAAGAUUACUGCUCUCCCCUUGUACUUUGAAGGUUUUUUAUUAGUCAAACGGCCAGAAUACCAGGAGUAUAAACAUUAUUGGACAGAGUUGAGAGGAACUACACUUUUCUUUUAUACAGACAAAAAAAGUACAAUAUAUGUUGACAAACUAGACAUAACAGAUCUCACAUGCCUUACUGAUCAGAAUUCAACUGAAAAGAACUGUGCAAAAUUCACCCUUGUUUUGCCAAAAGAGGAAGUGCAACUGAAGACAGAGAACACAGAAAGUGGAGAAGAAUGGAGAGGCUUCAUUCUUACGGUAACACAGCUGUCAGUUCCCCAACAAGUGUCACUCUUACCUGGGCAAGUAAUUAGACUGCAUGAAGUCCUAGAGAGAGAGAAGAAAAGGAGGAUUGAGACAGAGCAGCUAUCAAGUACUUCUGUGGAGAAAGAGAAAGAACCAGUUGAAGAUUAUGUGGAUGUACUGAACCCUAUGCCAGUAUGUUUUUAUACAGUGUCCCGGAAAGAAGCAACUGAGAUGCUCAAGAAGAACCCUUCCUUGGGAAAUAUGAUCUUGAGGCCUGGUAGUGACAGUAGAAAUUACUCCAUCACUAUCCGGCAGGAGACAGACAUGCCAAGAAUCAAGCACUACAAAGUAAUAAGCAUAGGAAAAAACUACACUAUUGAACUGGAAAAACCUGUAACACUCCCAAACCUUUUCAGUGUGAUUGAUUAUUUUGUGAAGGAGACUCGAGGAAAUUUAAGACCGUUUAUAUAUUCAACUGAUGAAGACCUUGGCCAAGAACCCAACAUAGAAGAGAGAAGCGAGAAGUUAAAGAAAAAUCCACAC
Cynocephalus volans (Philippine flying lemur) is the source of this 885-nucleotide messenger RNA. RefSeq names its product signal transducing adaptor family member 1 (gene STAP1). The transcript has 9 exons. Gene Ontology annotation, biological process: positive regulation of B cell receptor signaling pathway; cell surface receptor protein tyrosine kinase signaling pathway. The annotation marks the transcript as partial. Gene Ontology annotation, molecular function: signaling adaptor activity; protein kinase binding. Lineage: Eukaryota; Metazoa; Chordata; Mammalia; Dermoptera; Cynocephalidae. The record is from RefSeq and is a predicted model, not a curated record.